AUACUAUUUAUUCCAUUUUUUGAAUGAAAGUAUCUUCGUAAACACACAAAAUAUUUUGUGACGUUGCAAUUAUACAUACACACAAUAUCUGCCUCUUCAUACUGACGUUACUGUGUUCCCUCUCGUGAGGUACGGACCGAGAGAGAACACAGGGUGCGCACCGAUCAUGUUCUUAUGCCCGCACACGGUUACCUAGUAACUAUUAUAUACAUCGAAUAUAUUUGCUUGACACACAAUUCUGUAUGACCUCUAUAUGGGAAUUUAUAUUGAAUACUAAACAAACUUUGGCUCCAAGUUAUUGCCCAAAAAAUCACUGUAACUAAGGAAAGAAAUAAUUAUUAGGUUGCGCGACGGUUAAAGCUAUUAUACCUUCACCUUAACCAAACUAAUAAUCUUAUAUAAAUUAUUGGUUGUACUCGAACGAUAUCAUCAUCAUUCGAUGUAAUCAUAUGUCUAUCGGCGACAACAUUUUGAUGUAUAAUAAUUUACAUAAAACUAUACUACUAUAGUUUGAUUUGGUAACACUGUAUAAACUGAAUAGAUGUUAUUUCUAGAAACCGUGGUAUAUAGAUAUGGUUUCAGUAUAUAAAUUGAUCAAACCAUAUAAACCGAAUAAACUGAUUAAUUAAAAUAUAGUAGUAUAGUUUUAUGUAAAUUACAUAAUAUAAUUAUAUACAUGUAUUUAUUUUAUUUAUAUGAUCUUGAUAUUUAAGACGUUAAUUUGAAUAAUUACAUUUGUCUUAAAUUUAGUAUAUUACUAAUCAUUUUUAUUUUCUUCUUAUGAAUCUAUAAUAACUAUAAAUUAUUUAACAAUUAUUUUUAAUAGUUAAAUAUAAUAGAAAAACAUUCUAUUUAAAAUUAUAGUAGUAUUUAAUAAAAUUGAUUUUUAAUCAUACAAAAUUAAAUUGACAAAAUGUAAUAAAAGAUAAAUAUAGUUUAAGUUUUUUUGGUAUAAACCAAAAACCGACAAUAUAUAAACCGAACAAAACCAAAAUAAAUAUGAUUUUAAAAUGGCAUCUAAUUUUAUAAACCAAAAUAUCGAAAAAACAAACCAGGCUAGACUAAAAUUGAAUAAACAAAAAACCAACAGUAUAUAAAUUAAACCAAACCAAAACAGAUAUGAUAUUAAUAUGGUAUCUAAUUUUUAUAAACCAAAAUAUCAAAAAACUGAGCCGAGACCAGACCAAAAUCUGGAUUAAACAACCCAACUUUGAAUAUAUGAUAUUUAUGCAUAUUUUACCUCACACGAAGCGUGAAUCUUAUCCUAGUUUAAAAAAACCGGGAAACAGCACUCGAAAUGGUCAAUGACUACCCGACUCUUAGACCAGGUGCAAUGGCCUGUUGAAAAUAUUAAUUCAACGGUUGACCAGAUGCAGUGGUGUGUUUAAUCAUACGUUUAAAAUGACCUGGCACACAACUAGCUGAAAAAAAUAAACAGAGAGACAGUCCGAUGUGGCGUAGUUCCAUUGGUCAAAGAGAAAGUGGUUCUGGCGAUUUUUAUUUGAUUGGUUGUGUUUUAGUUUUUUUUUUCUUUCCUACAUUAUUUGAUUCAAUUAUUGUAUAAUAAAAUAUUUAUUAAAUUAUAUCAAAAUUUAUCAUUUUCAUACUCUAUAAACAGAGACUUGUUUCAUUAGAUUUGGACACAAAAAAAAUCAUCUUUAGCCUCUCAUAACUCUAGUUUCAAUAUUUUUCUAUCUUCUUUGAAAAAAUGGAUCCCAACCAAAACCCUUCUAAUAAUAUCCAAAACCCUUCAAACAACCCUUUUAACUAUCCGAAUCCCAACAACUAUCCAUUCCAAAAUCUGUUUCCUAACCCUAACCAACCCCAAAACAUACCAAAUUAUGGUUUUCCACCAGUUUUUUUCAUGUUGUCGGUUGUUCCAAACUAUCAUCCAUAUUACGGUUCGCCGAUGUCAUAUUCAUCUCAACCACCCACUUAUUCUUCUACUCCGACGGAUAAGGAAAUUGCUUCGAAUGUUGGAGCAACUGAAUUUCCCGAGUUUUCUACACAAAUAAUUCUUGGUGGUAUAAGUGGGGUUAAUGAAGCAACUCUUGGUGCAGACAGUUUAACCCCUGCUACCCAAAAAGCGUCAAAUGGACAACUGAGCAAAAUUUGGUGCUACUGCGUGGGUGGAUCAUAUAAGGAACAGACACCGUUGUUGGCAUAAACCAGAAAAGUGAAUCGUUUUGCGGCAAAAUUGUUGAGUAUUGUAAUGAGCAUUGCUCAUUUCAUCCUCCGCGUGGUGGAGUUUCAUGCAUCAAUCAUUACAACUGCAUGAACCAAAAAUUGUCAAAAUGGAUUGGCGCUUACGAUAACGCUAAGCGUAUGCAACAAAGUGGGUGGUCGGAGCAAGAUGUAUUGGCGAAAGCACAAGAAAUCUAUUCAAGUGGUGGUACCGGGAAUUUCAAUUUAAUGAAAGAAUGGAUCGAUGUCCGUGAUCAACCACGUUAUGGUAGUCAAGUUGGAGGGAAUAGUGGCUCUAAAAGCAGUGGAUCUAAGAGAGCCCACGAUAGUGAUGCUAGUGAAUCCAACUCUGUAGGAUCCACUGCUCGUCCAAUGGGAAGGGAUGCAGCAAAGAAAAAAGCUAAAAAGAAAGGCAAGGGCGUAGCCUUGGAAGUGGUCAACGAAGAUUUUACUGAAUUCAAACAAAUCAAGGCUCAAGAGUUUGAACGCUUGGAACAACUAGCCAUGUUGCAAGAGGAGGCAAACCAAAGGCGAAAAGAGGCAAUCCAAAGACAAGUGGAGGCAAACCAAAGGCAAGAUGAGACAAACCAAUUGAUGAAAGAAAAAACUCGGGCUAAGAAGAUGAAAAUGUGGUUGAUAGCUAAGUGAAAAAGAACAUCUCAAUGACAAGAGCAAAGACAUGUUCCAACAGUUGAGCGAUGAAUUAUUUGGAAAUUAAUUGUGGUCAAAAGUGGUUGUCUGCAUCAUACCACAUCCAUGCUUAUCUGCAUCAUACCACUCUAUGCUUGUCUGUGUCAUGGCACUCCACGCCUUCAUAAUAGUUUUUUUGUCAUUCUCUCCUUUAAUAAUGUUGUUGUCAGUUGAUGCUCUAAUAAUAUAUUGUCUUGUUAUGCUUUAAUAAUAUAAAAUCUUAUCCUCCAACCACUCAACAUGAUUUUUAAGCGCCCGUGACUUUAAAUGGCAUAACCUUAUCUUGCAACCACUCAACAUGAUUCAAUAAUGUUGUUCAGAGCCCGUGACUUUUCCAUCAAUGUUAUCCGUCAAUUUCGGCUUUAAAUAGCAUAGCCUUAUCUUGCAAUCACUCAACAUGAUUCAAUAAUGCUUUUAAGUGCCCAUGACUUUUCCAUCAAUUUUAUCUUCUAGCCACUCAGUGUGAUUUAAUAAUAUUGUCAAGUGCUUGUGACUUUUUCUUUAAUGUAAGAAUCUUAUCCUCCAACCACUCAAUAUGAUCCAUCGGUUUCAUUGUCUUAUAAAUAUGGACUCAUUCUUUCAUUGAUGUAUCAAUACCACAAUGGAUCCAUCAGAAAUUCCUUUUGAUAUGGAUCCAUCAGAACUUCUUCUUGAUAUUGAAGCUUGCAAAAGACAAUCUGAAAUUGAAGAAAGGUAUAUUCUCAGCCAGUUUAGGGAGCGUCGAAAGAAAAUAGAGGAAGACUAUCCAUUUCGUAGCAAGAGAAGAUACCACAAGAGAGAUCAUUUGCGUGAUUCAAACGUGCAUCACGAAUUGCAAGCAGAUCUAGUUAAACACAUAUGGCAAAAAUUCAGAAUGUUCCGUGGUUAAGAAUAUUUCUAAGUUAGUGAGUUAAGUUUAUUGUACUAAUUAUGCUAUGUGUGUUUUAUUAUUUGUGUUGUAUUCUUAUUAAUGUAUUGUAUUGAAAUUUAAGUUUUUGUAAUUCUAUUUUUUUAAUUAAUAGCUCUUUAUAUUUUUUAUAUUUAAUAAUUGAUAUUUUAUUGAAAUUAUAAAAUUAAACAUAAAUUAAUUAAUCAUUUAUAUAGCUUUUAAAUAUUGCAAUUUAAUUUAAACUAAUAAUUAUUAUUAAUAUGUAAUCACAAAAUAAAAGAUGUAAAACAAAACAAAAAUAUGGAAAAUAAAAAUGAUAGGGUAUGGUGUUGAAUUUUAUUAAACAAACCAUUGUAGAGUAUAGAAAAUGAGUGGGUGUUAAAUUAUUAAGUGAAAGAGAUAUAAACUGAUGUGGAAGAAAGAGAAGAUGAUGUGGAGGGUGUUGUGUGUUGAAUCUAUUGUAUAUAGUCUUAAGGAGGCUUAUUGUAUGAAUAAAAUUUAGGUUAAAUUCAUCACAUCUCCUAUGACCAAUCAAAUUGCCACAUAAAUAAAUAACUAAAAAAUAUUUUUUAAAAAAGAAAUUCUAAAAUAAUAAAAAAAUAAUUACGCUAAUUUUAACGACGUUAACACCCCUAACAAAAUCCUAAAUCUAAACCCUAACCCCUAAAC
Molecule: messenger RNA, 4411 nt
Organism: Brassica napus (rape)
Lineage: Eukaryota; Viridiplantae; Streptophyta; Magnoliopsida; Brassicales; Brassicaceae
Exons: 2
Coding region: 3476-3742 (88 amino acids)
Source: RefSeq, a predicted model, not a curated record